Molecule: messenger RNA, 997 nt
Organism: Solanum tuberosum (potato)
Lineage: Eukaryota; Viridiplantae; Streptophyta; Magnoliopsida; Solanales; Solanaceae
Exons: 4
Coding region: 103-603 (166 amino acids)
Source: RefSeq, a predicted model, not a curated record
GAUAAGGGAGUAAUAUAGACCUUUUGUCUAGGAACGUGCAACCAAUGGUGAGAAAUAUCUCCAAUACUAACACAAGUUGUGAAAUGCCAUUUUAACCAUAAGAUGGGGCUCAGUUUACAUAUGCUCUCUGUACACAUUUCUUCUUCUAUUACAAUAACUGAAACAUUGAAAUCUAGAGAUUGCAAUGCCUUGUGUACAAGCAUUUAUCCUUGUGGUUCUACCAAGUCAAAAGAACCUGCAGCCAGAAGAGUGCUCAAGGUAUCUUCCGCGGUUUUAGAAACAGCAGCAUCUAUUGCAGUUGCUGCUACUGUUGUGGGGGCUGCCGCAACUAUUCUUGUGAGGAGAAAUAAAGCUUCUGAACCAAUUGAGGCCCCGCUGAGAAUCUGUGAGGAUUGUGGUGGCUCUGGAGUUUGCGCAGAAUGCAGAGGGGAAGGAUUUGUGCUAAAAAAGAUGUCGGAUGAAAAUGCUGAAAGAGCAAGACUGAUGGCAAAAAAUGCAGCUACCAGAUAUACAGCAGGGCUUCCGAAAAAGUGGGGCUACUGUAUGAAAUGCAAUGCUGCCCGAUCCUGUAGUUCAUGUGGCGGCGUUGGCAAGUUGAACUAAUUGUUCUUCAUUAGACAGACAUUUGUCAGAGACUUAGAGUCUCACUAAUGUUCCAAAUGGUGGGACAUGACACAUUGCCACAAUACAAAUUCAAUUGUGUCUCAGUGUCUUCUUCAUCAGAAACAUAUUGUGGCAAUGCACAGGGAAGAGAAUGAAGAAUAUAUAGGCUUAAUACAUAUUCAAUUACUUUAUCAAACAUUCAGGCCUCAGUUUGUACUUAAUGAAAGUCUGAAUUUGAAUGAUUCAGACAUUAGAUUAUGAAGUACAUUUGUUUUCAUUAAGAUUUUAAGCACUUAAAGGUCGUUUGUUUGGGUGUAUUUGGAGAUAUAGGUCAUGGAUUAUGUAUGGUACUAUUUAGUAUUAUAUUUGGUGGAAAUUUUGGAUCUAUGUAUAA